CCAAGGACCGCAUGUGGGUUGGUACAGGCAACGGUGUUAUACUGUCUAUACCACUGGUGGUUGCUCAACCAGAAUCUUCAAAAUCUCCAGUUACUUCCCCAGUAGAUAGUGGUGGGCCAGGAGGAGUAGUUCGAGUUUACACGGACACUGAAGGAAAGGGAGAAAAGACAGGAAGUUCUCGUUUUAUGCCUUAUUGUUCCAUGGUUAACGCGCAUAUUUCGUUUCACGGACAUCGUGACUCCGUCAAGUUUUUUGUCACCGUCUCUCGGUGCACGGACAAGGCAACUUCAUUAAUAUCACCUAAGCUGUCGUCGUCGUCAGUGAAAGCUGAGGCCACAUCUGCCGUUCUCGACGAAGAGAAAAGUUGGCUUGUAAUCAGUGGGGGAGAGGGUUAUGUUGACUUUAGAACUGGCGACAAUAUAGAGAGUGGUGAAAACAUUGGUGGUCCCGAAAAUAUUUCUCCUAAUUCAAAAAUAUCUUCAGCUAAAAAUAGUCACCUUGUGGUCUGGCAGGUUACUAGAAAUUAGUAAACUAAACUGACCAUCGCUUCUUUUGUUGCUUCGCUCUGUCGGAUUCAAGUUCGCCAUAACAUUUAUGAUCGUAAAUCGCGCGA
Messenger RNA from Xenia sp. Carnegie-2017, 613 nucleotides. Its product is annotated as C-Jun-amino-terminal kinase-interacting protein 4-like. Gene Ontology annotation, cellular component: cytoplasm. Bases 12 to 527 code for a protein of 171 amino acids. Gene Ontology annotation, molecular function: kinesin binding; JUN kinase binding; signaling receptor complex adaptor activity. NCBI's taxonomy places the organism in Eukaryota, Metazoa, Cnidaria, Anthozoa, Malacalcyonacea, Xeniidae. Gene Ontology annotation, biological process: vesicle-mediated transport. The record is from RefSeq and is a predicted model, not a curated record. The transcript has 2 exons.